Notolabrus celidotus (New Zealand spotty) is the source of this 2070-nucleotide messenger RNA. RefSeq names its product apelin receptor a (gene aplnra). The transcript has a single exon. NCBI's taxonomy places the organism in Eukaryota, Metazoa, Chordata, Actinopteri, Labriformes, Labridae. The record is from RefSeq and is a predicted model, not a curated record. Gene Ontology annotation, biological process: G protein-coupled receptor signaling pathway; immune response. Gene Ontology annotation, molecular function: G protein-coupled receptor activity. Bases 159 to 1244 code for a protein of 361 amino acids. Gene Ontology annotation, cellular component: membrane.
ACACACACUCAGCCCCACUCCUCACAUUCCCAGCAGCAGCAGUGAACUCAGCACAACCUGCCAUCAUCUGAGUGUUUCUGUGAUCCACCUCAGGAGCUUUGGAUCUGUACAGGAUUCGUAUUUGAAGGAUUUUUUUUGAAGACCUUUUCAUCUGCAGCAUGGAGACCACCACUGGGGAAUAUGUUGAUAAUUACGAUUACUAUGAGGACAAUGAGACUGCCUGUGACUUCUCAGAGUGGGAGCCCUCAUACUCCCUCAUCCCUGUCCUCUACAUGCUCAUCUUCAUUCUUGGCCUGUCUGGUAAUGGCGUGGUCAUCUUCACCGUCUGGAGGUCCAAAUCGAAACGUCGGGCCGCAGAUGUCUACAUAGGAAACCUGGCCCUCGCUGACCUCACCUUUGUUGCGACCUUACCUCUCUGGGCAGUGUACACAGCACUGGGCUACCACUGGCCCUUUGGUGUGGCUCUGUGUAAGAUCAGCAGCUAUGUUGUUCUGGUAAAUAUGUACGCCAGUGUCUUCUGCCUCACCUGCCUGAGCUUUGACCGCUACCUAGCCAUCGUGCAUUCUUUGUCCAGCAGCAGACUGCGUUCUCGGGGCACCAUGCUGGCCUCCUUGGGUGCUAUCUGGGCCCUGUCUGGACUGCUGGCGGUGCCGACUCUGCUCUUCAGAACCACUGUGAACGACCAAAACAGCAACCGUACCACCUGCGCCAUGGACUUCAGCCUGGUCACCAUGAACCAGAGGCAUGAGUACCUCUGGAUUGCAGGGCUCAGUCUCUCCUCCUCUGCCUUGGGUUUCCUUUUGCCUUUCUUGGCGAUGACCAUCUUCUACUGCUUCAUCGGCUGCACCGUCACACGCCACUUCAACAACCUGCGUAAGGAGGACCAGAAGAAGAAGCGCCUGCUGAAAAUCAUCACCACAUUGGUUGUUGUGUUUGCAAUCUGCUGGACGCCCUUCCAUGUGCUGAAGAGCAUGGAUGCCCUCUCCUACCUGAACCUGGCCCCAAGCUCCUGCGGCUUUCUGCGCUUCCUGCUGCUGGCUCACCCUUACGCCACCUGCCUGGCCUACGUCAACAGCUGCCUCAACCCAUUCCUGUACGCCUUCUUCGACCUGCGCUUUCGCUCCCAGUGCCUGUGUCUGCUCAACCUGAAGAAAGCCAUGCAUGGUCAGAUGAGCUCCAUGUCAUCCACGCUCAGUGCCCAGACUCAGAAGUCGGAGAUUCAGUCUCUGGCUACAAAGGUGUAGAGAGCAUGAGGAAAGAUGGAGCAGUACUGCAGGUCGGUCUUAGCUCCAACCACUGGAACACUUGUAAAAAAAGAUUUUGGGUGUCCAUUUUAAAGCUGAUAAGACAAGAUGAUGAACUUUGAAUUGUCACUGCUCACGAUCAUGAAAUCCAUAAAGAGAGGGACGCUUUGUAAAGUUUUCUGGACUUGAAGCUGGAGCCAGCCGGCUGAGCUCUUCAGCUACUUCAUUCCUCAAAUUCUCAGAGAAAAAAAAGGGUUUAUUUUUGUUCGUCCUGCUCUGCAAAAGCUCUCAUUUCUUCCACAAAAGCACACACUGAUGUCAAGAACUGUGACUCAAUCAAUUUACAUGCAAAUCUGUUUACACUGGAAGAAACAUAAAGCUGUACAGUAUUUUCAUACCAUAGCAUUUUUUUUCUUCUUAGAGUUAUUGUUUUGUUUUAAAAGCACUUGUUGAAUAAAAAUGUGUGAGCAGGGAAAUCCGACAGAGCAGAUGCAGUGUCCUCUUAAAAUCUUGUUGUUUGUGAAGUUAGGAGUCUGCAACAGGGCGGAGGAGGGGGAGGCGUAAGGAGAGAAAAGGUGUUGCAGCUUAAUUAUAUAGUUUGUGGAGAGGAGACGGGGGGCAGACAGGCAGAUGGCAGUUGACAAAUGUUGUUGUAGAGCAGGACUGGGGAGGGUGGGGUUGGGUGGGGUGGAGGGGUUUCACGGUGUAUUCACGGCACUAAAGGGGGGCAAAGAAACUGUAAAUAAAUCUUCUGAUCUGAUGCAUAUAUGUUUUAUUUUUUGACAUCACUGUAACUAACUACUGUAUUAAAGAAUUGAUCUAUGAA